UAUGUUACAAUCACUUUAGAAUUUAGGCAUUUUAGGUACACAUAAACAAAACUAAUGCAACGUAAUACAAUGGCUCUGCAUUAAAACCUUUCCUUGAUAGGUAUUGUGGUCAGUUUAUUUAAUCUGUUUGAAAGAGGUUUUUUAUUUUAUUGGUGUAUUUGAAGGCUGUUUAUGGUGCUAGUUAACUGUACUGGGCCUGGCUCAUACUAAGAGGUGUUAAUAUUUUGUUAACCGUAUAUUUAUGUGUGUAGGAUAAACUAAAUAUUUGUAACCCUUCUCAGUGUAUAGUAAAUAAGAAUAAUAGAGAUUCAGUUCAGAAACUCAUAAGCCUCAUGAAGGAUGGAUUUAUUUCAGAGCUAUUGUAUGACACUGAAUUAGUUUAAUCUUGGUGUACCUAAUAAUAAACUGACAACUGAGUCUACUGUAUACCUGCACAUGUCCUCACACAGUGUUUAAUACAUUUGUGCAUUUUUACAUCUACAAUGUUGACCCUGCAUAUUCCUCACAAAAUGUAAACAACUAAUUUGUUUAUCUAAAUGCUUUUUUUCUAACUGCAGUUGUCCUGCAUGCUGCUCUGUGGUCAGUCCCACCGGGAAAGGUUUACUAAGGUUCUUCCAACCACAACCCUCUCUUGUUCGCUAGAGUUAUCCUAUGAAGUGUGGGUUCUGCGGUUUUCUGAGCUCAAGUCAAGAAGCUCUAUUGAGGCACCAUAGACUACGACACAGAAGAGGAUCUCACUGGCCCUGUAUCUACAGUGACUGUGUGUGUACCUUCAAAACACCUGGCGCGUUAAAAUCUCACCUUACCAGAUCACAUUGCAGGACUGUAAGAAGGCAGGUGACAUCAUCUUUUUUCUGUGAGUUAUGUGAAUUUAAAGAAACUUGUACUGAGCGCACUUUUUUCACUCAUCUGGGACAUCAUUUAAAAAAUCAACACACUGUGCAUUGCCCCUUCCUGCGGUGUGAGUUUAAAACUAACAAUCUUAAAACAUUCAGUUCACACAGAAGCAGAAAGCACAAGAAUGCAAAGGACAUUAGAACUUGUCUAAGAGUGCAUUCUGAACAAUAUGAAGACCCAGAUUUUGGGAAUGCAGUGUGUAACCUGAUGGACAUUGCAGAGUUGCCACCAGAAAAGGCUGUCUUGCACAUUAUUUGGAAUAUUGAUGAAUCGCAGACGCCAUCCCAUUCAUCCUCCAUCUCUUCCCUUGAUACAGCCAGCAUUAGUUCACCAGCCUCCUCCCACAGCUCAUCUUCAAUUAUUCGCACCUUCAUGAGAAACAUUUCAGAGUGGCCUUCUCCAUUUGUGGUCCCCUCUUUCUCAUAUGAUGUGGAGUUAAAGCUCCGUAAGGGCAAUGACAUUUAUGAAAAAACUGGGCAAGGUCUAAGUGUAACGAGAGACAUGAAAAUGGAAAUUCUAGACAAGCUGGCACAAGAAAUAUUUGCUCUGAAAGCCUACCCUGAGAAAUAUCAAAUAGUAUCGGUUGCCUCUGAACUUGUCAACAAACAUCCGUGCCUUAAGGAGCCUGGUAGCGGCACAGGAUACGAUGGUUGGACAACAAGCAUCAAGUACAAACUUGGAAACUACCGAUCUAAACUGCGCCAGGCUGGAUGUAAUGAGGUCAGUGUAAACAGGAAAAGAGGGAGGGAUGACGAAGUUGAUGAGGGUAGGUUUUCCUUGAAAAAACCAAAGCGAGGUGAAGUCAAUCAUGUUCCUGAUCAUCCAGAAAACUACAAUGAUGAGACACUAGAAGACCAGAGAUGUGUCCUGGUGGGUGAAAUGAAAAAGAAGGGGAAAGACAUGGAACUCAUCAGACAGAAGAUGGACCUCACAUUCUCCCUUAGGAGAAAGGAGAUCGUGGAGGUGGAGCCCAUGGUCUUGGAAAUCCAGGAGAGAUGGCCUGCUCUUUUUCUGAGAGAACAGAUUUGUGAGGAGUUCUUCCGUGUCACUACUAAAGACCUGUUGGGGACCUUUAGAGCAGCCUUAGAUGAGUACUGUCCUAGACUGCUCAAGCUGUACCGUGCCAGGAGGGGAGCCUGUGGUCAAGACAUGGAAAAUCUCUUGGAUAGGCUUGAUGAACAGGAGAGAAGACCAGCAGCUAAAAUCCAGUCUGAUGAGGCGUACAGGAACAUCAAAAGGUGA
Molecule: messenger RNA, 2139 nt
Organism: Sander lucioperca (pikeperch)
Lineage: Eukaryota; Metazoa; Chordata; Actinopteri; Perciformes; Percidae
Exons: 4
Coding region: 652-2139 (495 amino acids)
Source: RefSeq, a predicted model, not a curated record